Molecule: messenger RNA, 4979 nt
Organism: Lineus longissimus
Lineage: Eukaryota; Metazoa; Nemertea; Pilidiophora; Heteronemertea; Lineidae
Product: ATP-dependent DNA helicase Q4-like
Exons: 18
Coding region: 6-4301 (1431 amino acids)
Biological process (GO): double-strand break repair via homologous recombination
Cellular component (GO): nucleus; cytoplasm; chromosome
Molecular function (GO): 3'-5' DNA helicase activity; ATP binding; zinc ion binding
Source: RefSeq, a predicted model, not a curated record
AUUGCAUGUUUAGUUCAACAAUUACCUUUUCUUUUGCAGAAAUGGACGAAUUAAAGAAAGUCAAGAAAGACUUGAAAAUUUGGGAAGGAAAUUUUGAAAAAGAAAAUGGCAGAAAGCCAGGAAAGGAUGACAUCAAUGCGAAGAGUGAAGUGAAAGAUAUGUACAGAAAUUAUAUUGAUUUGAAGAAGGCCUCAAGUGGUAGCCAUGCCACUGGUGCCAAGGAGUCUGUUUGUGUUUCCAUGGGAACACCACAUGCUGCUGAGGAAACACCAUCUGUUACGAAGGGCGCCAUCAGUGUGACUAAGAAAACAGGCAAGGUUACUGAGGAAUAUGUGUCUCUUUCAAAUGAGGGAGCAAAUGAUAUCAGAAAAAGUGAUAAUAACAAUCAGUCUCAUUCCAUCCCUGUAUCCAUACUAAAGCAGGAGGACACUGAAGUGAAAGCUGACAACUCUGCAAAAAGUGUUGGUAGUGAUGAUGAAAAGUUUAAAUCAGAGGAGACUUCAGUCACUGAUGUCUGGGGUUGUGAUCUUAACAGAGCUUCGGAAAGCAAACACAGGAACGCGAAGGGAUUGGUGUCAACAGAGAAGAAGUCUAAGGGAUCACUGUUUGAGAAGAUUGGAAAACGGAUGCUGUCCAAGGCUAUGCAAGCUCCUAAGUCCUUGAAACCACCUGGAUCGACCAACCGAGGAAGUUUAGCUGAGCGUAAAAACUCGGCGAGCAAGUUCCUCAGCUUUUCGAAGACUAACUGCAUUAGUGAUCCAAGUUACGGACUGGAUGAGAACUCAACUCCACAAGUAUUUGAAAAGGCGCUGAAACUGUCAAAUGUGAAAAAAAAACCUACAUUUGUGGAUUCGUGUAAAAGUGAUGAUAUAGCAUCACCUGUGACUUUAGUUUCUAUGAAAUCUUGUGUUAAGUCAUACAGUCAGAUUCCGAGCUCUGUGUUGGAUGAAAAGUUUGAUGAUAUCGAUGGUCCUUGGAAUGAGACAGGUUUUGAAAAAUUAACUUCAGAGUCGGAGAAAGUGAGUUGUUUGAUAUCACACUCACAGUCAUUUCCAAGUGAAAAGGAGAUGCAGGAUUUCACAAGUGUGACCGAGACAACUAACGGUGAACAAACUACUAGUAUUAGUGAAAAAACAAUCCAUUUUUCUGCCAGUGACUGUAGCACAAAGAAUGAAAAUAGUAUUGGAUCAUUCUCUCAAACACAAGUAAUAGAUAACACUGAAAAAAGAACUCCAUCCUCAGCAAGAACAUUCAGCAUUCGAAGUAACACACCAAGGACUGAUGGACCAUUGCAUAAGAAAUCAGAUAAAAGAUCCCAAGAUGAAAUUUCAGGAAGUCCAAGCUUUGUGAUUCCUAAAACUUCACCGGGAUGCUCUCUCACUCCUGGGAAGAGGAAAUUGGAAUCUUCGGUGCCAACGUCAAGUAAACGUCGGAAAAUUAAGAAGUCACUGUCUGGGGAACCACUCCCGGAUGUUAUUUGGGAUAAUGAGAGUAUCGACCCCUUUGAAAAUAAAGUCAGUGAAAAAGAGGACAGUGAAGGAACUGAUGAUGAAAGUCCUGUGAAGAAAGCACCAGCCAAAAAAGCAAAGUUGAAAAAGUCAGUCAGUACGAAAAAGCCAGCAGGCGUUAACGACAACUUUGUGAUGUUGAACAUGAAAGUGAAGCGUUAUCGUCGUAAAGGUCAACAGGUGUCUGGUCCGGCUUACAAGAGAAAGAUGUGGAAACAGAAGAUGAGUGCCCGUAGUCAGAGUUUCGGCAGCGACAAGUGCUUCAAGUGUGGAGAGGCUGGUCACUGGGCGAGUAAAUGUCCUGGAGGAAAGAAUAAAUAUAAUAAAUCCAACAGUUACACACCAGAAGAGCCAGAUCUACCCACUCCUGCCGAUGGAGAAUCUAUGGAAACCAGCUCUUCUGCUGCAACUGCUGAACCUCUACCAGUACUACCACCUAUUGUCAACCAUGAAGACAUACUUAAUCCUGAAAACAUAGCGCGUCCAGAGCUGAAGCAACGAAACCCUCCUCCUCCACCUAUUGGACCGGUAUACCAACCGAACGCAGACGGUUCUGCACCGUCCACGCCAAAAGAAGUUUACAAAUAUCUCAAAAAGAUUGGUCAUGAGAGUUUCCGAUCAGGCCAGGAGGAGGCGGUUAUGAGGAUACUAUCGGGUUUGUCGACUCUCUUGAUUCUUUCCACCGGAGCUGGUAAAUCGCUCUGCUAUCAACUGCCAGCAUUCAUCUACGCCCAGAAGCAGAAGUGCAUCACACUGGUCAUCUCACCUCUAGUGUCUCUCAUGGAGGACCAGGUCAGCGGUCUCCCACCUGGAAUCAAAGGUGCCUGCCUACACACAAACAUGACGAAACCGCAGCGAGAGAAGAUCAUUUCAAGCCUAGCUGAUGGCAAUCUUCAUUUCCUGCUCAUAUCCCCUGAGGCCUUGGUAGGGGGUGGAGGAUUCGGGGGCGUCUUGAACUCCAACAAGUUGCCACCUAUUGCCUUUGCUUGUAUUGAUGAAGUUCAUUGCGUAUCAGAGUGGUCACAUCAUUUUAGACCUUCGUAUUUGAGAGUCUGCCAUGUUCUCAAAGAACGUCUUGGUGUGAAGUGCAUUCUUGGCCUGACUGCGACAGCAACUCUGACUACUGCAGCCAGUGUUGCACAGCAUCUUGGCAUCGAGGACUAUAGGAGUGCAACCAUUCGAGGUACAACUGUACCAGACAACCUCUACCCAUCUGUGUCACUGGAUGAUAACAGGGCUGAGGCUCUGAUCCAGCUUCUACAAGAUGACCGGUUCGCCAGUUGUAACUCAAUCAUUAUUUACUGCACCCGAAGAGAGCAGACAAGCAGAUUGGCAACAGUUAUCAGAACUCAACUGGGAGACAAGACAAAACCAAAGAAAAGAGGCCAAAGAGGGAGAACAAAGAAAUGUGAUAUUCCCGAGCCUGAUAUCACCCACUGGGAUGCAGAAUGUUACCACGCUGGAUUGACCCCCUCCCAGCGCAAAAGUGUCCAGAACCGAUUCAUGUCAGGUAGACUCCGUGUUGUCGUAGCAACAGUUGCAUUUGGAAUGGGUCUCGAUAAGUCCGACGUCAGGGCGGUCAUUCAUUACAACAUGCCGAAGACGUUUGAAAGUUACGUUCAAGAGAUUGGUCGGGCGGGUCGUGAUGGUGAACCUGCUCAGUGUCAUGUCUUCCUGGAUCCGACGGACAUGAGUGAACUGAAAAAACACACCUAUGGUAACAGUAUCGACCGUCACAUCAUCAAGAAACUGGUUCGGAAGCUGUUCCCUCGAUGUCGAUGUGAUGUCGAGAAGCAUAUCAAAGGUGGAGAAGAUAACGGGGACAGUCAGCUAUGUCCUGGUCAUGAGAGGGCGCUACCUAUAGUAACGACGGUCUCUGAACUUGACAUAAAGGAAGAAGGUAUCUCCACCUUGUUGUGUUAUCUGGAACUACAUCCUAAACGCUGGGUGGAGAAUCUGCAGCCGACAUACUCAACAUGUGCCAUUACCUGUUACAAUGGCCCACAGCAGUUCAGAGAAAUAGCUAAAAAGUGUCCACCUGUAGCAGCUGCCAUAGCAUUAGAUCUUAAACAUGGAGUGAAUCACAACAAUUCACGUUCCAUCACAUUCCCCGUUGUGGAAGUCAGUGAUAUGAUGGCUUGGGAUGCUGGCAUCGUUAAGAGAGAAAUAUCAAACUUACAGUGGAACUUGAACCUAGGUGGCAGGGGCCCAAGUAAGAGUGGUGUCAUGGUUGAGUUCUCCGACCUUGCGUUCCAUUUCACAUCUCAUGGUGACCUCAGCGAUGAUGAGGUUGACGAAGUGGUGGACUUCCUGCACAACAGGAUCACAGCCCAAGAGAAAACCGAGAUCAAGCAACUGAAUAAUUUCUACAAGACUUUGAAGAGCGUUGCUUACAGACAUUACUACCACUGUUCAGGAAGCAUAGACCAAAAGAGAAGUGACUGCCUGAAGACCCAUCUGAGGGAAUACUUUGACAGUCAGCCAAACAUCAACCUUUCCAAUGUCACCAAGCUGACCUUCAUUCGGGAGGAUGGUAAUUCAGACAGUGAUGAGGAGGCUACUUGUGAACACGAGAUGCAAGUAUCGAUGGACAUUCGCAACUUUAUCCACACCUACGGUCAUGAGCACAGCCUUACCGGACGUUGCAUUGCAAGGAUUUUCCAAGGCAUCGCGAGCCCCAACUUUCCUCCUGAGGUGUGGGGCCGAGUGAGACGCUUCUGGAGAAGUCACCUCAAUGUGGAUUUCAAUCUGCUGAGGACAAUGGCAACUAAGGAACUGAUAAGGAUGAAAUAAUGAAAGUCCUGUGAAUAUCUCCCUACUGCCUUAUCUUUCUUAUCCCGGACUCCUGGUUGUGACUUUGACCUUAUGUGUGUUUCUGUCUUCUCAGGAGAGUGUGACAAAGGAAUCUGAUGUGGACAGUUCUUAUACAGCCAUCAUCCAUCAUAGCUCACUUGCUUUGGACUGUUUAAUACUGGAUGAGCUUCAAACAGUGUGCUCACCCGUGGAUGUACAGUCAUGAAUGCUUUGUGCAAUAAACUAGUUUGUGAUUGAAAUCUGCAUUUAGGGGCCAUGCUCCAAGUACUUGCAUCUGAGGGGGAGGGGGUCAAAGAUUUUGGCGGCCAUUCUUGUAUGGUGUAUUUUUCCUGUACGCCUUUACCAUUUUCUGCAUACAGGUGAAGGAGGUCCCGAAAAUUGGAAAAAAGUGUGUAUGUACUUGAAGUUUGGCCUCUUUCCAUUUGUAUAAAAACAAGACAAUGACAAAAAAAUUUAACAAGAAGACCCAAAUUGCAUUUAUAUUUUCCAAUGUAUUUUGAUAGUUUUCUAUGGUUCACUGUUUUUAUUCCAGUGCCAGCUGUUUGACUUUGAAAAACAUAUUUUCACCAAAUAAAAACAUAUUUUCUCCUAUGUUUUGUUUUCAUUUGCACUUUAAUGAAUAAAGUUGUUCUCACAUGUACUGAGAUCAGUAUUCUA